GGACACGAAACGGGUUUGUCGUUGAUGGGAAGUGUGUUCAGGGUUCAACAACAGGCGUCUCGCGGGCUUGCAGGAUAAAUACAAAUAUGGGACAAGUACAACUUUGUAGAUAUCAGAUGCGAUUAUUCAGUAAGGACACAUAAGGAUGUCCACGGAUGACAGCAUCUCUGAGGAUGUGUCCAGUUCCGUGGCCCUGAGUCCGGACCAUAUAGAAAACGGCGAGGGCUCCAUGGUCUCCAUGGCGGUGUCGGGGCUGGCCGCUCCCGAGGAGGAGCGCGUGUCGGCACAGUCGGUGCAAACUUUGGAGGGAAUUCUCACCGCUGCCGCCGGCACGGUCAAGAACAGAGGCCCAGUCUCCCGCAAGAACAGAAGUCUCCAUCUUGACGUGGAAGGCUCGAGGGGAAGUCUGACUGCCAUCAACCCCAGUGCCCUGGAGACUCUGACAGCCCUGGUGCAGGAGAUCCAGAGCAGUGGGGGCACUGAUCCCCAGAUCUGGAGGGAUUGUGAGGGCCGCUGGCUGCAGCUGUUUCAGCUGGUGGAGAAGCAGUACCGGGACCAGAUCCUGGCUCAGCACGAGCAGUACCAGUGCCAGAUCCAGCUCAUCCAGGAUGAGAUCAAGGCCCUGGUGCAGCUGCAGAUCCGCUCCCACUCCGGGCAGAACCCGGUCUCCUCUCAGACCCGCGGGGCCGGGGACUCUCCGCUCGUCAGGCUCCUGAACAGCGGCCUCCCCGGGCCCCUGCUGGCCCCAAAUCCCAGCACUACGUCCCCCAGCCGCGCGCCCAUGGGAGAGCCCCACAUGAAGGCCCCCCAGGCCAGCCCGGAGGAAGGGGCCAUGACUGUAUCCAGCAGUGGCUACGGGACACUUUCCACCUGGGGGCCCAGUCCACACUGGGGGGGCGAGGGAGGGGCGCGGAGUUCAGCGCACGGCCUGUGCCUCACCGCCACCACCCCUGACUCCGCCCUGAUGAUGAGUCCGGAGUUUCAGCGAGAGCUGCCCAAUCACGCGUCUCCAGGCGCUUCGCCGGCCAAUCACAGCCCCUCUGCUCCUCCACACGAAGCCACCGGGCAACUGACCUCCUGGGCGCAGAAGGGCCGGGUUCCCAGGAGCAGGGUGGCGAGGGAGAGGAGGCCACCACGGGCGGAGGAGGAGGAGGAGGAGGAGGAGGAAGAGGAGGAGAGCCGUACGGGGUCUCUGAGCACUGAGGGAGACUGCCUGGACGAAUAUCGACCGACUGAGCCGUCCUCCAGCGUCUUUCCCUUGAAGCGCAGUGACAGCUUGGUGUCUGAGGUCUCAGGUCUGACGUACUGGAGGCUGGACGAGGGCGAGCUCUAUCGGCCCCUGCCGGACAGCUUCGACAGCGGGGCCUGCCUCCUCCUGCAGUCCCUGAACCAGACCUCUCAGGAUGACCCCAAACUGCCCGUUUCCCUGAAGGAGAUCUACCAGCGCAAGCAGGCGGGGCGAGCCAAAACUCACGACUGGGACUCCUUCAGCUCCAAUGCCUCUACUCCACAGGUGUUGACCCUUGACCCCACGCCGCACACGAAGCAGUCCGACCGGACGUCCGGCUUCAGCUCCCCGUCCCACUUCAGCAGCCCGAGCAGCCCCCAGCAGCCCCCGCCCGGCCGCUCCCCCGGGGCCCCCGCCUUCACCCCCGACUCCAUGAGCGUCCACCGGGACCCCCCCUGCGCCUCCCCCGCGCUGUCCACAGCCAGCACCCCCACCGAGGGGGCCCCCGACGGGACGCCUGCUGCCCCCGUGCUCCCCCACCCCGUCUCCCUCGGCGACGAGGGGGCCAGCCGCCCCACCGUGCUCGCAUCACAUGCCUCCGCCCGUGGCCAAUCAGGAGGCAUCCCGGAGAGGACCGCCUCCCCCUCCUCCUACUCCCUGGAAGACCCGGUGGUCCAGUCUCUGCUCAGGCAGAGCCUGAAGGAGAAGCACUCCCGGCACGUCGCAGAUCUCCGUGCAUACUACGAGUCUGAGAUCUCCUCCCUGAAGGAGCAGCUGGCCGGGGAAGUCCAGAACAGCGACCUGGAGAGGGGCAACCAGAACCUCCUGGAGAGGUGUGAACACCUGGACAGAGCGCUAACCGAAGCCAGCGCCUGCAUCCGAGACCUGGAGACAAAGAACUACCAACUCCAGAGCCGACUGGAGGAGUGGCCAGAGCGUUACGCGGCAGCUGAUGUGGCUGUGCAGGCUCUAAGGGCUCGGCUGGAGGACUCGGAUCGGAGCGCGCAGGAGAAGGACAACGUUUUGGGCCGGCUGCAGUCCCGACUGCAAGAGCUGGAGGAGGAGCUGGAGGGGGCCUCCAGGGUCUCCCACGACCACGGGGCCCAGAUGAGGAAGGGCCACAACGUGCUCCAGGAACUCCUAGUGGAGUAUGAUUCCCUGAGGAAAGAUCACGAAAGAGUGAAGGACAAUCUGGUUUCAGCGGAGAACAAGCUCUACGAUGCCAAUGCACAGAUAUCUGAACUGAAGAGAUUCGUCUCCAAGCUGGAGUCUCAGAUCAAACAGCUGGAGCACGAGAACCUGAUGAAGACGCGUCACAUGAUCCAGUCCCGGUCGCAGCCGUGCGGGCUCUCCCAGCAGCCAGACCUGCUCCUCUCCCCCAGUACGAACCGGGCUCACCUGAACGGCGACAGGAAGUGGCCGAGUCCUGAACCCGACCCCUCAGCCCGCUUUGGACCGGACCCUGAUAGGACAGCCACCUACAACAGCAGGUGCUACUCCCCGCCAGGGACCCCCACCCCGCUGAUGAAGGCCCUGAUCCGCAUGGAGGAGUCCCAGGGCAGGGAGGGCCGCGCCCUCCACACGCCCGGUUUGGGGGGCCACAGGCCCACAGUGAGUUUUGUGGAUGGCAGCGGUCUGGGGCCGGCCCACCUGCGGGCCCAGAGGAGCCUCUCUCCCGAGGGACACCGAUCCUCCUCCCUCCCCCCCUGCUCCCGGAGGAGUGCUACGGCCUCCACACCCACCAAGAGGGAGAUGCUCCUCACCCCACUCUCGGCCAAGUCCAGCCCCAAACGCUGUCCCACCGAAAACUACUCCACUGCCUUUGGAGAGUCGCCAGUUCAGCAGCUGUACAGCCAGCCCGGGUUUACUGGGAUCUGUGAUCAAACGGACCCGUCCUCCGCCUCCCUCUCACGCGGCUCCAGUCUCAGAAAGAGGCUGCAGUUCUCUUCAGACGGACUGGAAGCAGGGCCGAGCUCCAGGCCGAGCCAGGAGGAGCGGGGGGGGGAGCAGGGGGGGGACCUGCCCGACGCGUCUGACAGCGGUGUGCCCUCGUCCUACCUGGGCCAGGUGCAGUCAUUGGCCGACACAGAGCGGCUGUUCGACGAGCUCACUCAGGAGAAGCAGCAGAUCGAGGCGGAGCUUAGCCGGAUCCCCGGGGCUGGAUCUAGAGUCACCAUGCAGACCAGGCUGGAUGAGGUGGCCCUUGAAAAGCGACUAGAAAAGGUCAAUCGUGACUUGGGGUCCAUCCGUAUUACCCUGAAGAGGUUCCAUGUACUACGGUCUUCUGCCAAUUUAUAAACAUUUUCUGGUGUCGCUAAGGUUAAUGAAAGCCAACCUUUGUGGAUUGAUGGGUCAACGUUGUUUAGAGAAUUACUAUUUUUACUUUUUUUGCAUAGCAUAUUCUCUGUAUAGAAAAUUUUGUGUACAUGCCCAGAGGAUAUUUUCUAUUUUUGUUACUGUGAUAUCUAUUUGAUAUGUUUUAUUACACAAACAAACCGAAGGAUAUUGCAAAACCUUGAAGAGUUUAUUUUAUUAAUGGUGAGAUUUUAUAAAAUCUUUACUUUUCUAGAGAUCAACAUUCUUAUUCAUUGUGGUUCUUAUUCUGCGUCAUUGGCCACAUUCAGGUCAAUAGUGUUUCUGCCUGUUCAAUAUAUCAAUGAGGCAAAAAUGGAUGGAAUAUUUCAACAGUGCUGUAAUAAAUCAUAGCCAGUUUUUACUGAAAUAUCACAGAUUUUCCCAAUUUCAUAAAAUAUCUUCAAUUAAUAGCCUUCCAAAUGUUUCCAGUAAUUUCAGAAAUUAUUAGUUUGUUAAAUUAUGUACUGUCAGGUAUAUUUUGGGUAUUUAAAAAAAAUAUUCAUUCAAACUUAGAUUUUAAUUAAAAGCCGAUCUGAAUAGUUGGCAUCGCUGAACAGCUAUUUUGUUUCGGUUGUCUCUGAAAGAUACAUGUAAUUGGACGGAUUUAUACUAGUAAAUGGAAACUACAGUAGAAAUACCAAUGGGUCACCCUCAGUCAUUAUCACGGAUAGGUUAGCUUAAUUAAAUGACAUUGCAUAUACUAACAAUGUGUCCAAGAUGAAUCAUGUUUUAGCAGCAUAAAUUAUUCUUCCAGUAAAAACAUGUCUUGACCCAGGACUCAAUAACUGUCCAGCGAUGGUAAACACAGGUUCGUAUUAGAGCGCAGAUUAAUAUUCUAUUCACCUUGAAGGCAAACGGCAAGGAUUAAGAUCACAUGUAGUGAAUGCUAGCUGGCACAAGUAGGAUUGAAAUAUGUAGAUGGUUCAGCGUUUAAUGGGAAAGGCAGCUUAUUUUCAGCUUGUCAUUUAUUUUGGAUCAUAAAAGUAAACAUCAUUGGAAAUUGUAUUUUCUUUUUUAAAUCGUUGUCAGGAAAUGGGUUGCUUGUUCCUUUUUUUUGCUUUUUUGUUUUGUUUUAGGGCAUGAUGUAUGUAUAUACGCUUUUAAAACAUUCCAUUUUAAAAAAAUCUGUCCAUUCCUUGUUGAGCUGAGUUUACAAAUGACACACUUGUGAUUCUAUCCCUGUGUUAAUUCACGCGAAAACCAAACCAGCACAUACUGUUUACACGCGUGAUCUCCUAGAGGCGGGAGAAACAUCACCAUGCAGGGACACUCUUAGUGUAAUGUGUUGAGAAAUAUCAUCGACCAAACGACUUUUUCUUAUGUUCUUUUAUUUAUUUUAUAUUUUGUUCAUACAGAAAAGUUGGCUACUGCCAUAUUGCACUGAAUCAGACCUGGCUAUGUUAUUUGAUGUGUUGCUGUUAAACACCUUUUCACAUUAAAUUUGCCAACUGAAAAUAAAAGCCUUGCACAUUUAAAAAAACAAAA
Molecule: messenger RNA, 5068 nt
Organism: Conger conger (European conger)
Lineage: Eukaryota; Metazoa; Chordata; Actinopteri; Anguilliformes; Congridae
Product: M-phase phosphoprotein 9
Exons: 24
Coding region: 146-3526 (1126 amino acids)
Cellular component (GO): centriole
Source: RefSeq, a predicted model, not a curated record